AUGGAAACCCUGGCCUCCCUUUGGGCUCGUGACCCCUGUGACCUCAGCGACCUCGGAGAGGAGUCGUCUGUUUGGGGUGAGUCUAAACAAGUAUUACAAUAGUCUCCUCCUGCUGCUCUCAUGUGGACUGAUCAGAUCUCUCCUCACCUCCAGAGAAACAAACAGCUUCAGGACACUCUGCUGCAGAGAGAAGAGGAGGUGCUCAGACUUCAGGACGAGAACAACAAGCUCAGAGAGUUCCUCAGCUCUGCUUUUGUGAGGAACCUGGAGAGAAAGGCAAAGAACCUAACCCCCGAUGGGCGGAGGAAGCUGAAGAGAAACCUGACGUACGCUGAUGACGGAUCUUUCCAGAACCGCAGCCAUCAGCUCCAAACCUUCCAGCAGGUCAGCAAGAGAGUCUGCAGGAACCUCACCGCCGAGUUCUGCUCCGAGUCCUCCGAGACCUCGUCCCCCUCAGAACCAAACCUGGACCUCUGGGUCCUCCGAACGCUGGGACUGAAGGACCGGGACACCAUCGACACGUCCAACGAGUCCUCGUCCUCGUCUGGAUACGACCUCAGCAGUCUGGUUUACGGUUCUACAGCCUCGGCCUCUGAAUUCACUCCGGACUCCUCUUUCAGCUCCUCCGUCUCCACUUCUACGCCGUCUUCUGUCCACAGCUACGGACAAACACCGACGCAGGAAACUGAUUUUAGGUGCAACGCUGCCGAACGCCAAGAAGCAAACUGUGGAACUCCUGCCAAGUCACCUCAGACCUGCACAACUUCUCCGGGUCAACGCUUCACUGCCACCGGACCGACUGGACGGUAUGAAGAUCCUGAAGAUGUGAUCAGGAGCUUCAGAACAUCAACUGCCUUCAGAUCUCCACCUCCAACUGAACAACCACCCUUCACCCAGUCACCCGACGGGGCCGAGAUCUGCUUCAUCACAGCCUCCGGUCGAGUCCAAUCUCUGGAGGGAAACCCAACAAAACCUCCGGCUAACUGGUCUCCAUUGACCAGGACACCGUCACGGGACACAAUCCAGUUCAGUCCACCUUUCUCCCCAAUCUCGUCUUCGAGUCCAGUCGUGAACCAGCUCUGGACACCCGUCCGCGGUGGCAGUCCGACGAGUCCAUCAGCGGUAUCUCAGCCUCCCGUCACGCCUCUGACGCCUCGCGGUCGGACAGAUUUGGCGUUCAGUAUGUCCCUCAGUCCGUCCAGCAGCGUCAAGACCCACAGCUUCCCUCAGGGACAAGCCUUCGUCAGGAAGGACACCAAGGGAAGGUGCAACUUCACUUGGGUGCCGACACAAAGACCAUAG
Messenger RNA from Anoplopoma fimbria (sablefish), 1302 nucleotides. It is a transcript of the gene gmnc, whose product is annotated as geminin coiled-coil domain containing. The record is from RefSeq and is a predicted model, not a curated record. The transcript has 4 exons. Gene Ontology annotation, cellular component: nucleus. Lineage: Eukaryota; Metazoa; Chordata; Actinopteri; Perciformes; Anoplopomatidae. Gene Ontology annotation, biological process: negative regulation of DNA replication; negative regulation of cell cycle.